AUAGUCUCUCUCUCCUCGUGUUGGCGGAUCCGUCUUUCUUCUGCGCUUCUCCUUUUGUUGUGGAAGGUUAAGCAGGAGAGGGGGAGAGAGGAGAGCGAAGAGAUGCUGCGGGUUGCAGGAAGAAGGCUGAGCUUGUUCUCGAGGGCAUCGUCGCCCUCGACAUCUGCCUUCCUCUCCAGGGGCUUCCAGGAAGCCGCCGACGAUGCGUCCCCUUCCAUCGACCGCCGUUCCUCCUUCCUUGGAGCUCCUAACCCUAGUUGGAUCCACCGGGCUUCUUCGAUCAGAGGGUUUGCUUCUGAGUCGCUUGUUCCAAGACAAGGCCUAGAACUUUCUGAUCUUCCUGCUACGGUGGCAGCUGUGAAGAACCCAACCUCCAAGAUUGUGUAUGAUGAAUAUAAUCAUGAGAGGUUUCCACCUGGAGAUCCCAGCAAGAGAGCCUUUGCCUAUUUCGUGUUGAGUGGUGGAAGGUUUGUCUAUGCCUCGUUGAUCCGACUCUUGGUUCUCAAGUUUGUCUUGAGCAUGUCUGCUAGCAAAGAUGUCCUUGCUUUGGCUUCAUUGGAGGUCGACUUAUCCAACAUUGAACCUGGGACCACUGUCACUGUAAAGUGGCGAGGAAAGCCUGUUUUCAUUAGGCGUAGGACAGACGAUGAUGUCAAGCUUGCAAACAGUGUUGAUAUUGGCUCCCUGCGUCAUCCAGAAGAGGAUUCUGCAAGAGUCAAGAACCCAGAAUGGCUUGUUGUAAUUGGAGUCUGUACCCAUCUUGGAUGCAUCCCGCUACCAAAUGCAGGGGAUUUUGGAGGUUGGUUCUGUCCAUGCCAUGGAUCCCACUAUGACAUUUCUGGCAGGAUACGCAAGGGCCCUGCACCAUACAACCUCGAGGUCCCAACCUACACUUUCUUGGAUGAGAAUAAGCUAAUGAUUGGUUGAGUUCUUGUAGAAAGGAAGAGCUUUUGGUAUGGUUCUCAAACAAUCGUGUCACUGGUGAGACUUGAAUAGACUUGUCAUAUGGGUAUUUGGUUCUUUAUUUUAUUCGAGUUGUAGCCAGUAUUUUGUCUGGCAGUAUACUUUGUUCUGAAUAAUCAAUAUUGACCUUGAGAGAGAUUCUCUAGAAAACGCUCCCUGGAAGAACGGAGCUCCAAUGCAUCUGUAGUCGAAUCAAGUUGUGCUUGACUGGGAUGACAUGGUUUUUUUCUUGAUUUAGCUUUCAUGUAAUGUUGAGAUGUUAGCACAUCUAAAGACCCCCUAAAUUUUGUUAGUUGUUCCACUCCUUCUGUUGAUACGAUAAUAAGUUCCUGAUUUAGUUGGGGGAAAUAAAAGCUUUGUCUGCUUUUUUA
Nymphaea colorata (pocket water lily) is the source of this 1334-nucleotide messenger RNA. Its product is annotated as cytochrome b-c1 complex subunit Rieske-4, mitochondrial-like. The transcript is spliced from 2 exons. Gene Ontology annotation, cellular component: membrane. The record is from RefSeq and is a predicted model, not a curated record. Lineage: Eukaryota; Viridiplantae; Streptophyta; Magnoliopsida; Nymphaeales; Nymphaeaceae. Gene Ontology annotation, biological process: mitochondrial electron transport, ubiquinol to cytochrome c. The coding region runs from base 103 to 927 and encodes 274 amino acids. Gene Ontology annotation, molecular function: 2 iron, 2 sulfur cluster binding; quinol-cytochrome-c reductase activity.